AUGGCUAAAAGUACACCAGAACCAUCAGUGGAUCUCGCAGCAAUUACUCUUACAUCGAAGAUCCCCGAAUUUUGGGUUGACUCGCCUCGCGUUUGGUUCUACCGAAUAGAAGCCAUGCUGGCGCCUCAAAAAUUAUCGGACGACUCGCGCUUCGACAUUGUCGUGUCGAAACUAUCAAAGGAGGCCAUCCAGCAGGUCACAGAUCUUUUAAUGGAUCCACCAGAAGGAAAGAAAUUCGACACACUGAAGGUACGACUUCUAACUAUUUAUGAAGAAUCGAAAAACCGUCAGCUACAAAAAUUAAUUAGUGAAAUGGACCUGGGGGACCAAAAACCUUCCCAGCUCUUACGUCGCAUGCGAGAAUUAGCCAAAGAGAAAAUUCCCGACGACACCUUAAAGAUGAUGUGGCAAGGUCAUCUACCGUCUCCGGUACGAGCAGUUCUAGCGGUCACAGAUUCGAAGGAUCUCGAUGGCUUGGCCGUCGUAGCAGAUAAUGUGUUUGAAACCACGCGCGCAUCCCAUGUAAGCGAAGUUAGCCAGCAACAGUCAAACCCUUCGAAGGAAACAGACCUCAUCAUGGCCGAAAUAGCUAAACUUACUCUGAAAAUUGAUCAAUUGGAAAGGUCGAAGUCUAGAUCGAGCGUACGGCGCGUAGCGUUCCGCCCGCGCCUCAAAGAGCCAUUAGACCACCACAGACGGGGCCCCAUAGGGCUGAUGUUCAGCCGGGGUUGCAGGGUAAGCGCAAUGAGGCACCGCGACCUCGGCAUAGAGCAGGAGAAGGAACAGGGGGAUUAUGAAGCCCUGCGGGGGGCUGAGCCUCGGCCAGGCGCUAUGUGGAGUGCGAGCGUGUUCUUCCUUACUCAGUUUGUUGUGUGUCAAUUUACUACAGAAAACCCAACAACACCAUCAACAGAAGAAUCACAGACGGUGACGACAUUCUACGCGCUGAGCACCGGCAUCGUACCAGCACCUGUGAUGCUCAGGCUUGGGAACUCAACAAUUGACAGCACAAAAGCUUUCAAGGUCCCACAGCCUUCCCAAGAUCCUUCUACAGAAAAACCCUUGAAAGUAGACAUGGUUCCACAUGUGGUGCUAAAGAAUACCUACUUUGACCAUGAUAGGAAAUAUGGGCCAAGUUUUGAGGAUGCUCCUGAUGGGAACAUUACUAAAAUCACUGUGCAGUUAGGAGAAGACGCGCAUUUGAAUUGCAGGAUUAGUUUGUUGCAGGACAAAACGGUAUCCUGGGUACGCCGCAGAGGCAAAGAUGAAAUGCCAGAACUGCUGACAGUAGGUGCAGUGACUUAUGCUGCUGACAAUCGAGUAACAGUUGCCAGAAGGUACCCUGGUAACUGGAGACUACUCAUCAGGGAGGUAAAGCCUGAUGACGAAGGAGUAUACGAGUGCCAGAUAUCUACUCAUCCGCCUAGAGUUAGCAGGACUUAUUUGCAUAUAAAUACCCCACAAGUGUGGGUAGUGGACGAAGCUGGAGCCCCACUACUGGAGAAGUAUUAUGAGGCUGAAUCAACCCUGGCGUUGCUGUGCAGAGCUAGACACGUGGAGACCCCUGCCUUACUGACGUGGCUGCAUGAGGGCAGGGCUUUAAAUGCUGAUACCACUCGAGGAGGAAUUAGCGUAAAGACAGAACAAGUGCCUGGCGGUGCUGACAGCCAGCUUCGGCUUGCCCGUGUGAACAGCAGCGACGCUGGGAAUUACACGUGCGCGGUCCGAGGCGCUCGCUCACACACAGUUUCUGUACAUGUUCUUAAUGCAGAAAGUCUAGCGGAACUGCACGCCGGAUCAAAAUCGCUGCAUCCAUCGUCAGUGACCACUGUUAUUUCACUCCUCACAGUGCUCUGGAAGACGUAUACUGAUGAACAAAGGCCUCCUUCUCCACGUCGCACGACAACUCUUCACCUGCGCUCAUUGGUGCCCCGCGACUUCGAAGAUGUCGUCGGUUGA
Messenger RNA from Spodoptera exigua (beet armyworm), 1959 nucleotides. The record is from the annotation of a GenBank genome assembly. NCBI's taxonomy places the organism in Eukaryota, Metazoa, Arthropoda, Insecta, Lepidoptera, Noctuidae.